Messenger RNA from Chara braunii, 3354 nucleotides. NCBI's taxonomy places the organism in Eukaryota, Viridiplantae, Streptophyta, Charophyceae, Charales, Characeae. The record is from the annotation of a GenBank genome assembly.
GCAGACGUUCGAAACGUCAGCGGUGCCCCUGGCUGAGCUGGCUGAGCUGGUUGAGCCAGCGUGGGAGGUGGACGACGGACAACACGCUGGCAGGGUUGUCGAUGUCGACUCUACCUCCCGUAGAAGCGCGGGAAACCCAACGCGGGAAACGCACCUCAACAUUCUAACGCGUGGCCAAGGGCAGCAGCAUCUGUGCGUCCCAUCACGAGUGCUACUGACACGUGCGCCAGUGCUAGAUGGCCCAAUGGGACAUCCCUGAGGGCCACACCCAGCAGGCUGGGUGCUUCUUCCUUCUCUCGGUUCUGUGUUGCCGUGGCCCUGGAAUACAAUACUAUGGUAAUUCAACCGUAACUGUGAAUUGCAAACACAUCAUGCGGUUCGGCUAUCGUCAUGGCCAAGGAGUAAUUGCAUUCUCAUGAUUUCCAAGAACGUCAAGCAACGGGUUGUGGAAUUACAAGAAAGGUCUUCUGACGCCAGGUGGCAUUCAUGCCUACAGUUCGAGACUUGGCAUGUGCUGGAAGAAGCCAUAGCAGAGGAGGAGGAAAAGGACAAGAAGGCAGAAGAGAAAAGAAGUGCACACAGAGCAACCAAGAGAACAUAGAGGGGCUGCUGGUGGUUGCACGAGUGCAUGUGAAAUAAUUUAGACUGAAAUGUUUUCGUUUUUUUUUUUUUUGUUUGUUUCUUUUUUGUCUGUGUUUGUGAGAGGGGGAGAGCAGGGGAGUUAAGGCCAGUUUGAGGCACAGAAAAACGGGGAAACAGAUGUGACAAGAUGUGGUGUCUUAGUGAAGAGAAUCAGAAUAGGAGAUAGGGGGAAGGGUGCGGAAAGGAAUAGCUACGGGAAGCAGAGGCAAUCUCGGACAACAGUACUGCAGAGAUCUAGUGUGUGUGUAUGUGUGUGUGUGUGGGGGGGGGAGAGAGAGAGAGAGAGAGAGAGAGAGAGAGAGAGAGAGAGAGAGAGAGAGAGAGAGAGAGAGAGAGAGAGAGCUGCAGGCACGAAAGGCAAGGAGGGAGGGGGCAGUGUUGCACGUUGGCCAGAAAGCCGGUCCGAAGGCUGUGGUGACUUCAAGAUCGAAAAGGGAAAAAAAUGGAUGCUCUGAUGAUUGCACUGAUAGCUGCCAUAGCUGUGGCUAUGGUGAAUCUUUUGGGCCCAGUUGGGUGUGGCAUUGCACCCACUGAUCGAGGUGCUGAUCAUGGUGGGCAGAACAGUGAGGACAGCAAUAAAAGUGCGAAGAACAACAAAAGGAGUACCAGCAACGAUUCUGCUCCUGCUGCUGCCGCUGCUGAUGCUGCUGAUGGUGAUGGCGACGAGAAUGAUAAGAAGAUCGUUGGCUGUGGUAGCGAACAAAGCAGAAGUAAGGAGGAGAAAACUAUUGAGCUUUCUCCUUCUCCUCCUGCUCCUCCUCCUCCUCCUCCUCCUCAUGCUGCUGCUGUUUUUCUCAGAUUUGCUCGGCAAAGGUGCUUGCUUCGUUGCCUUGGGUUCCUGAUACUGCUAUGUGUAUGCGCGUUGGCAUGCUUUGUCGUCUAUCUCUCUGCGGUUAUCGUCCAUCCCCGCUUGCAGCUUUAUCACCGGCAUCAUCGACAGCCAUUACCGAUGACGGAUUGCCGUGUCCUUUCAAGAGAUGUUGGGCUGAGGAGGGUGAGAUUAUGCACUGGUGGUACUCCCUCCAUUCGUCGUCGAGUUCUUGAACGAGUCGUUGGGAAGAGCUAUGUACGCGUCAAGCAGCCCUGCUACUUUCAUUACUACUGGACUUGUGUAUUUCAACUAGAGUUCAUUCCUAAGCGUUCAUGUAUGCCAGUGAGAGUGGAGGUGGAUGCUCCUGGGAGUCUUCUCCCUCUACAUUGCCGGCCUGAUUUCUACGAUGCUUGGAAUACAAAAGAAAAGUAUCGCGUGAACAAUACCUAUCCGUGUACUUAUAACCCUCACGAUCUUCGGCAGGUAGACAUAGCGUUGAAAGAAUCGUUUCAGACAUGCAAAUUAGAACUUGAGGACGAUGGCAAUGGUGUAGUUGACGAAGAUGGAAAUGGUGAAGGAACUUUUGCUCGCUUUAGAGAAGAGGUGGGGGACAUCCUGCGUACCAUGUGGACGCCUGUUGUUAGUGUUUUGCAUCAUUGGACAGAUCGCCACUUUUGGCAGUUCCAAGACGACCUAUUGGAUGGUGGUGGGGUAGCUGCCGUGGCAGCAACGUUUUUGAUGUCAGCAGGUUACCAUUUCGGGAAAGCAAUAAUGCAAUGCUUCAUUUUCAGCCUCAUUAGGAUGGCGUGGAUUAUGGUUUCUCAUAUUUUCUGUCGUCUUCUGCAUUCGCUUUUCCGCUGUGCGACAAGCAUGCUACCACCAUUGACGCGGAGGAGUGUAUCCCAAGGUGGCAUGUCUUCGUCAGUGGAGGCUUUCUCAGAUGCUGGGAUCGGCGUCGCUGAGAAGAACAGCAUUAGGAGUAGUAGCAAUAUUAAGAUUGUUAGCAGGUUAAUAUUUACAAACGACAGUUCGGAGCCCCCCGGAAGCACCAACUCCUCCUUCUCCUCCUCCUCCUCCCCCUCCUCCCCCUCCUCCUUCUCCUCCUCCUGCUUCCCCGGCAAUCACCAGACCAACGAUCUUGACAAGCACCAACGGCGGCCUCUCAUCAUCUCCACAAGAGGAGCAGCAGAGGGUGCGGCAACCAGUAUAUGAAUCAGUAGACAAAAAGCAUGAGGAGCCUUGAUCAGGUGUACACUGUCAUCAGGCUAACGCUGUAAUCAUCAUAGCCGAAUGGGUAAUCACUUAACACGGAAUUGUUAUGUAUAUCCAAUCCAAAGAGACCGAAGGAGAGUUUGAGAUCUGUGUUAGAGUUUCUACUAUCGAGAGUCUAGGCAUGUACUGGCCAGAUGGCUGCGGUGAGCUCUCUUCUUUCCCAUUGCCACAUGAUUUGUGACCGUAGUCUCCCAUUAGGCAGCAGCAGUUUUACUGUCCCAUGCGUGCAUCUCGUGCUUGCUGUCUCGCUGGCACUAUGAUCAACCCUAGCGUGACAAAAUGCACAUUUUAUCAUUGUAGUUUUCGGUGGUGGGAUGGUCUUGACCUCUUUGGGGACGAGCAUGAGCAUGGGCAUGGCUAUGGCAAUGCAUGCAUCUCGUGCUUGCUGUCUGAUCAAGCCUACCCGGACAAUGCACAUUUUAUUUUAUGUUGUUGUUUUUGGUGGUGGGAUGGCCUCAGCCGCUUUGAUGAUGGAUGGGGAGUGCACCUAAAGGCAUUGGAGCAACUAAGGGAAAUGAUGGAGUCAAGCGAGCAGACGUCAGCUGGGUCGCCUAUUGUACAUUAUUAAAAAUUAAAAUGUUGUUAUAUUAUGAAGCGACUGCCUUGUUGAUUGAUAAGCUUAUGCCGAG